UAACAACAAUGUUCUUGUUCCCCAUUAUCUUACAUUGUAUGAAUAUUAAAGCUUGUUCCAGGGGCCAAUGUAUAUCUGUUUCUCUCUAUCUCUGUGUUGUUGUUGUGUGUGUGUGUGGGUGGGUGUGUAUGUGUUUUUGUGUGUGUGCUUGUUUGUGUGUGUGUCAUGGCUUAGCUUGCUGCCACACAUCACACAUCAGAUGUGUGGUUUAUUUCCCCCUGCCUGCUGGGCUGUGUGAUUUCUCUCUUGAUCUAACCAUGUCUGAUGGCUUCUGUCCAGUGACCCGUGCUGUCAGGGGGAAAGCCUGCCUCUGGCCCCCAACGAAACAGCCUUUUGUCUGUCUUCAUGUCUCCCCUGCUCUGCUCAGUCACCGGCUCAGGUCAGGGUAGGCCCAUUGAGAAUACCCAGAGUGAAGCCAGAGAAUGGCUGGGAAUGGCUGGGAGCAGGUGCCACUGGUGGUGGAGGGACCACAGAAGAGGUGGUGGCAUUUUUUCAUGCAUUGCUGAAUUCUGACAGAUCAUAAAUCAAAUUGCAAGGACUGCACAAAGAAAAGGGACUGUUUGUAGAAAAAAAAAGUGUAGAGAGCGAAAAACCCCUGAGCACAUUCCCUUUCCUGGCAGGCAGAGAGCACAAAAAAGGGUUCAUGAGAAAAAAAGAUAAAAAGAGUGAGUGAGAAAAGAAACUAGGCGAGGUGUCUGUGAUCUGCAAACACAGGUCCCCUACCGCAGUCACAUGGGGUGGAUUUCCGCUCCGCUGCGUUAAGUGUGAGAACUGAAGCAGGCUAGGGCCACUCAAGAACACAGCAACCAGGGUGAUGUGAGUACGCCUCCUCCGGUCCAUCCAACAUGAACUCAGUAGGUCUCCAGCGGCAGGACAGCCAGGACAGCUACAUCCUGGAGGGUUCCCUGAGGCAAGAGGGUUCCCUGAGGCAGAAGGGUCGUCUGUGGUACCGGCGCUCUCUGAGGAGCCUGGGAGAGAAGCUGCAGCAGAGAGCAGGGAGCCCCGGAAGGACCCAGCCCAGGGCCCCCCGCCAGAUGAGGCAAACUUCCAACUCACUCGUGGAUUAUUCGGACCCUCAGAGGACCACUCACACACUGGAGAAGCAAGACAAUGAGACGUAUGGCUUCGAAGUUCAGACGUACGGGGUGCAGCUGAGAAACGUCCCGGCGAUGGAGAUGUGCACGUUUGUGUGCACGGUGCAGGAGGACAGCGCUGCAGAGAGUGCAGGGCUGACCGCAGGUGAUGUUAUUGUUACCAUCAAUGGGGUCAGCAUUGAGGGUUCCACUCAUCAGCACAUCAUUGGCCUGAUUCGAGAAUCUACCAACUUCCUGAAGGUGGAGACGGUGUGCGGUACUGUAGUGAAGAGGAUCGAGCUGGAGAAGAAGAUGAGCUCGCUCAAGCAAACCCUGAGAGAGAAGUGGUCUGAGCUGCAAGCUCUGGGCGUCCAGGAAAAGCGCCUCACCCGAGGCAACCUGAAUGACAGCUGCCUGUACCCCUCCACGGACUCCCUGGUGUCGCUCAUGUCUCUCUCGGGUCUCCACGCUCACCGUUUCUCCAGCGACAGCAGCUGGCGGAGCGUGGCGACGGAGGACAGCGACCAGGCCAGCGUGUUUGGGGACCUGAGUUCACCCAGCCCCUUCAGCGCCGCCAGCACCACCGAUGACUCCUGCUUCUUCCCCAGCUCAGACCCCCAGCAGGGCGGCAGGCGGCAGCCCUCCUCCUCCACAGACCUCCCCCGCUCCACAGACCUCCCCCGCUCCACAGACCUCCCCCGCUCCACAGACCUCCCCCGCUCCACAAUCAACCGCAGCCGCAGCGGCAGCCUGGCGGACAGCAGCUCCCUCUCUCCCUCCUGUGAUCGGCGCUCCCGCGCCUCCUUGUUCGGGACGCUGCCCAGGAAGGCCCGGCAUCAUGGCAGCGUGCGCCAGCUCCUCAGGUUCCUGCCUGGACUGAACCGCUCAGUGGAGGAGGAGGACAACUGAGACCAACACAGACAGAGGCCUUCCCUUCUACUGGCAAUCGGUUACUUCAUGUGUUCAUGUCAUUCAUUUUCAGAGGGUUUUCUUGCAACGUGACUUACUCUGUGUGGGUGUGUGUGUGUGUGUGUGUGCAGGGGGGGCUUGAUCGUUGGACCUGUUGAUCUGCAGUUAAAGGCUCACUGCCCUGGUGGAAGGUAGUGCAUUAUGUGGACUACAGACUCUGAAUGCUCUUCUCAACAGCUUUUAACAUGAUGCAGUCUGUGGUCAUGUAGCAGACACAACCAAGGGAAUCAUGGGUAAAAUGAAGCAUUAUAAUGGAAAGAGGAUCCUCUUAUGAGUCACCCAUUAAGACUGUCGACAUGGACUGCAGGCAGCAUGUCAGACUACCAGGAGAACAUUGUCUUGGUUAUUCCAUCGAACAUUAACACAGCAUUAAUACUUAUUCUGCUAACUACUCUGAAAGCAUGGACCCUGUAAAUGACGGCUACAGUAUUGUAUUUACUCGCGCAAUCUUCUUCUGAAUGUGACCACUGAUGCUGGGUAAUUAUCCUGGAUCUUGAAGAUAAACAGGGCUCACAAUGCCUUUGUUUUCAUUAGAAUUGUAAAUGUUUUGUGGAAAGGAGACUAUACAUAAAUACAUUUCUAUAUAAAUGUGAAUGAGGGAGUUGUGAGGGAGGUCUGGCUCGUCUGUCAUGUGACUGCUUCUAAACCGCCAGGUACCUCCGCAGAGGAAAACAGGAUGUGGCAGUAAGAGGUGCUAGUUUCUUUACUAUUUUCGUUUGCAUAAAAACUUCUGAGGACAAAAGUUUUUAAACACUGUAUGAUAAAAUACUCUUUUUUUUGUAAAUCACUGACGAUGUUUAUGGAUGUUUUCUUUCUUUUGUCAGAAAGUACAGUUUGCUGGCUGUCAUGUGCUCUUUAGUUUGACAUGGAAAUCAAGGCAACUAGGCUACUGUGAAGACUGAAAUCUUACUGCAGUAAAUAAAAGGUUACUUCAAACUGUUCACAUUUAAAUUGAAAUAAAACAGUGUUUGCCAUUAGGUCCACUAGCUGUAGUUUAAUACCUCUAUGUAAACUACAAAUGUAUGUCUUUUUAACUGACUUUAAAACUCGUUUUUAUUUAUUAUUUGUAUUAUUUAUCCAUGAGCUCAACUUCCUUCUGUUGACAAUGAUUCCCCAGCAGCUACCCCGGCAACACGUUGUCAUGGUGCUGAGAAUGUGAAGUUUGGGUUUAUGGCCUUUUCAGUGUCUGCAGAGCUGCCUAUGACUAAUACAGAUUAUCACCAAUAACUACAUCCACUAGAUGGCAGUAUGGGAAAAUCUAUUUAAACAUUUGGCUGCCUUGACGACAGAGACUGAAUUCUAUAUUUGAUUUAAACUGAAUUAUCUGUCUAGAUCAUCUACGUACAUAAAAACAUUUCUUACA
This is a messenger RNA of Osmerus eperlanus (European smelt), 3405 nucleotides long. It is a transcript of the gene cytip, whose product is annotated as cytohesin 1 interacting protein. The coding region runs from base 846 to 1982 and encodes 378 amino acids. The transcript has 8 exons. Lineage: Eukaryota; Metazoa; Chordata; Actinopteri; Osmeriformes; Osmeridae. Gene Ontology annotation, molecular function: protein binding. The record is from RefSeq and is a predicted model, not a curated record.